UACGCACACAAAAGCACAUACGUCAAAUACACACGGACACACACACAUAUAUAUAUAGACACGGAUAUAGACACAGAAACAGACACAAACUCCAACAAACACACACAUAUAUAUAAAUACAUACACAAAGACAUACAUCAAGUACACAUACACAUACACACACACUGGGCUGGAGUGUGAGCAGUGACAAAUGUUUUUUUUUUUUCCUUUUUCAAAAACUUUCAUACUCUCUCCUUGACAAAAGCAUGGAGCUUGGGCCGUUUUGAAAACACUUUCCUCUAAACAGCUUUAAUAAUUUAAUACCAGCAUCAAGCCCCGGGGAGAAAAUAUACCAAAGAAAAACAAAUCAGAGCCCUAAAAAUUAUUCUUAUGAUUUUUCAGCAAUUUCAGAAACAAAAGAAAAAAAGGGAUGAAUACCGCGCAGUCUUAUUUCCCUCGACUUCAAAAUUGCGGCUUUGUGCCCUAAAUGAAAAAAAAAAAUAAUCAUACCCCUACACCCUAUCAGUAAUAAGGGCUUCUAACCCCCACAACACUUUUGUUUGUCUCCUUUAUUACUUCCCCCCCACCCUCGAACAAUUGAUCGAAAAAAGCUUCUAAACUCGCUGGAACGAAGUUUACGGCUCACCCCUUUUCGUAACAUCGUACCCCUCAUCGUCUUUCAAAAUUCAGUCCUUGCUCCCACUACCAGCAUCUUCUCAUUAUCCUACCCUCGUUUUAAGGAAUACAUUACUCGCUUGUAUAUAGCACCACCGCCGCGUAAAUUCACAAAAGUUUUCUACAAUUUUUCUGCAAUAAUAAUUAUUAUAUUGCUUAAUAUAACAUCUGAUUUGUUUUUACAAACCGCGGAAUAUCACAGUUCGGAUACCUAUACACACACGCGCACCACACACACACAUAUAUAUAUAUAUAUAUACAAAUACGCAGGGAAGAUUAUCUCUUUCUUUCUUUCUAUCACGAUCUCCUCAGUCUUAAAAAUAUCAUCUAUAUAAAUGUAUGUAUAGUUAUUUACAUGUAUAUCGCUAUACUCCUCUCUGCAUACUGCCAGGAAAGCUUUUUUUAAACCUUAUGUAGAUCCAAAAUAUAAUAUAUAUAUAUAUAAAUAUAUACACCCGCCAUACACUUUGGAGUAUUAUGCGUCUAAUUGGACGGAGCUGUGUACAUUUGGUGAUUUUAUGGACUUUUCUUUUGCUACAUAACCCUGUCCAAGCAUUUCCGUCAUGUGACCCAAACCCUUGCCAGAAUGGUGCGAAAUGUCACUCUCCGCACAACCAUAAUGGAGAGAGUUAUUGCCAGUGUAGCACAGACUACCGGGGUGAGUACUGUCAGCAUUUGAACCCAUGUCGGCCCAGUGCUGAGCAUUGUAUGAACAAUGGGACAUGCGAGAUAUUCCAGAAUGUACGUGAGGUGAAACCACGAUGUACCUGCCAACUCGGGUUCCAUGGCAGCAUGUGUGAGCAGCGAAAUAAAAGCAGUAUUUGUUACAACAACCCCUGCAGAAAUGGUGGAACUUGUAUCAAUGUCAACUCACUCAAAGAAUAUAAAUGUAUUUGCCGACCAAGAUUCUUAGGUAACGACUGUGAAUAUCAAGACUAUUGCUCUUCACAGCCCUGCCACAAUAAUGCCACUUGUGUAUCUAAGAAGAAUACAUUCCAAUGUUCUUGUGCUUCCGGUUAUAUCGGUACAACCUGCUCCGAAGACAUCAAUGAAUGCAAUUCAAGGUUAUGUUAUAAUGGUGGGACCUGCCACAACUCCCUCGGAAGCUACUUCUGUCAAUGUCCCCAAAAACACACAGGGAGACACUGUGAAACCAAGUAUAUUCCUUGUCAACCAAGUCCUUGUCUAAAUGGUGGUACUUGUAGCCGCACCAAUCAGUUCCAGUUCAUGUGUUUAUGUCCUAAAGGUUUCCGAGGCAGCAGAUGUGAAAUCAACAAUGAUGACUGUAAGAACAACAAGUGUGCCAAUGGCUCCACAUGUGUCGAUGGCACCAACAACUACACUUGCCACUGUCCACCAACAUUUAAAGGUAAAUACUGCAAAGACGACAUAGAUGAAUGUCUCACCCAACCAGGUCUUUGCAAGAAUGGUGCCACCUGCAACAACGAACACGGUGGGUUCUUGUGCAUUUGUGUCAACGGGUGGACUGGCAAUGAUUGCAGUGAAAACAUCGAUGACUGUGAGAGUCAACCGUGUUACAAUGGUGGAACCUGUCAUGAUCGAGUUGGCUACUAUCAUUGUGAAUGCCCCCCUUCUAAAACUGGUCUCCGCUGUCACCUUGAGGAUGCUUGUGCCAGCAGCCCUUGCCAUGCUGAUGCCCUCUGUUCAACAUCCCCCAUAGAUGGCAACCCUCUCUGUUCUUGUCCCAAAGGAUGGCAGGGGAAAGACUGUUCUGAAGAUAUUGAUGAAUGUGAAAAAAAUCAUGAUUCUCCAUGUGAACACGGCGGUACCUGUGUCAAUACACCUGGACGCUUCCGUUGCGACUGCAUGCCAGGUUUAACUGGGGACCGAUGUGAACAGGACGUCAAUGAAUGUGAAUCCUUUCCAUGUAAGAAUGACGGAACCUGUCUAGAUGAUCGGGGAGGAUUUCGGUGUGCUUGUAUGCCAGGGUUUGAUGGAGUCACAUGUGCAGAAGACAUCAAUGAAUGUGAAUCGAAUCCAUGCCAGAACGGUGCUCAUUGUGAAGAUGGAAAGAAUAACUUCCAAUGCCACUGUCUCCCUGGUUUCACUGGUAAGAGGUGUGAAGUGAAUAUUGAUGAAUGCAUCAGCAACCCUUGUACAAACGGCAGGUGUUAUGACGAAGCAAAUUCAUACAGGUGUGAAUGUAACAAAGGUUACACUGGUAUCAACUGUGAAAGGAAUGUCAAUGACUGCGAGGGUGUUGUCUGUGGGAACGGAACCUGCAAUGAUGAUAUUCAUAACUACACCUGUGUAUGCUAUGCUGGUUACACUGGCCGGCAUUGUGAAACAGAAAUCAAUGAAUGUGACAGUCAGCCUUGCAAACAUGGUGGAACGUGCCGCAAUGUUGGCAAUGGUUACGAGUGUCGCUGCCAGAGUGGUACUUCAGGCCGAUCCUGUGAGAAUAACUACAAUGACUGUGCCAGCAACCCAUGUCACAACAGAGCCACAUGUGUCGAUGGUGUCAACAAAUAUGAAUGCCGCUGUCUUGCUGGUUACACAGGAAAGGAAUGUGAGAGCGAUAUUAAUGAAUGUGCAUCAAAUCCUUGCUUGAAUGGAGGUGAAUGCAGCGACAUGGAAAAUGAAUACCGCUGCAUAUGUCCGCUGGGUUACUAUGGCCUCAGGUGCCAGUCUGACGUCAAUGAAUGUGCCAGCAACCCCUGUUCCAAUGGAGGGUCUUGUGUCAAUGGAGUGAGCAGAUACUAUUGUAAGUGUCGUCCUGGUUACACUGGCAAAAACUGUCAGUCCGAUCUCCAAGAGUGUGCAUCAAACCCUUGUCAGCAUGGUGGCACCUGUAAUGAUAGACGCAACUACUAUUACUGCACCUGUCUACCAGGUUAUACAGGCAACAAUUGUCAUCUGGAUAUAAACGAAUGUAGCAGUAAUCCAUGUGUCCAUGGGAAAUGUUCCAAUAAAAUGAAUCACUACAUUUGCUAUUGUGAUGAAUCGUACACUGGCAGAAACUGUGAGACCAAAAUGGAACCUUGCAAGUCAAACCCUUGUGUUCAUGGCAGUUGUGAAGCAACUAAUCGUUAUACAGACUAUCAAUGUCUGUGUCCACCUGGAUAUUAUGGUCGAAACUGUGAACAGGACCGAAAUGAAUGCACCUCCUCUCAACCCUGCAAAAACGGGGCAGUUUGCCAAAAUACUAAUGGUUCUUAUAUAUGUCAGUGCCGACCUGGUUAUAUUGGCAAGAACUGUGAAAUUAAUUACAAUGAGUGCUUCCUCAGCUCUUGUCUGAACGGUGGAACCUGCAUAGAUGGGGUCAACACAUAUAGAUGUAAGUGCCUUGCAAAUUACACAGGCUCCAACUGCCAAACACUGAUCAGAGCCUGUGACUCCAGCCCCUGUCAGAGUGGUGGAACCUGUCAGAAUCGAAACAACUCCUACAUAUGUAUAUGUCCAUAUGGCAUGAUGGGCCCACGUUGCUCCAAGGUUAUUGACUGGUGUAAGCGACAGUCAUGUCACAAUGGUGCCACAUGUAAACAAGAAGCUAAUGAAUUCAGGUGCGAAUGUCAGGAUGGCUGGACGGGUAAAACUUGUGAUGUCCCCCUCACAACAUGUGAAGUUGCUGCAAAAAGAAAAGGUGUUUCCACAGACAAGCUGUGUGCUAACAAAGGCCGCUGCAUCAACACAAACAAUGGUCACAUAUGCCAGUGCCCUGCAGGAUUUGAAGGAAGCUACUGUAUGACCGACAUCGAUGAAUGUGCCACUGCUCCCUGCCAGAAUGGUGGAUCAUGCAUCAACAUGGUAAACCAGUACAACUGCAACUGUGCUCGUGGAUUCCAAGGAAAAGACUGUGAGCUGAAUGUCAACGACUGUGCAAAGAACCCUUGCCUGAACGGUGGGACGUGUCAUGAUUUGGUUGACGAUUUUAUCUGUUCAUGCCCUCCAGGUACCAAUGGUCAACUCUGUGAAAUUGACCUGCCUGACUGCUAUGAGAAAGCAUGUCACAACGGUGGGACGUGCCAGGAAAAGGUCAAUGGAUUCUCCUGCAUUUGUCCACCGGGUUUCGUUGGAAAGUUAUGUGAGGGUGAUGUCAACGAAUGUCUUGACAGACCUUGCGAUCCAGUUGGCACAAAAGACUGCAUCCAGUUGGUCAAUGAUUUUCAAUGUAAAUGCAAGGAAGAUUUCACAGGCAAAACUUGUUCAACAAAUGUGCCUUGUAAGAACUGUGUUACCAAUCCCCAAUGUUACCCUAACCAGUGCCUAAAUGGGGGCAUAUGUAUUAAAGGGAUUUGCAACUGUGAACCGGGUUAUUCUGGAACAUUCUGUGAACACCCCAACUGUGACAAGAUGACCUGUCAAAAUGGAGGCACUUGCAUCCUGGACAGUCGUAAGUACUUGAAAUGCCUUUGUGUACCUGGUACUUCAGGCAAUUACUGCCAGUUCAACAACACCGGAAAGAGCUUCAAUGAUACCCUUGAUCAGCAGAAUAAACUGUGCAGAGACCGCAAGUGUGAGGAGAAGGCUAACAACAGGCGUUGUGAUGCUGAAUGCAAUUCCCAUGCUUGUAAGUAUGACAACAUGGAAUGUUCCAAAGGAAUCUUCCCAUUCAAGAACUGUAAGAAGCAGUCGAACGGCCGGUUCUGUUGGGACGUUUUCCAAGACAACAAAUGUGACUCUGAAUGUAACAAUGAAGAUUGUCUGUGGGAUGGAUUUGACUGCAAAGACAAACAAGCUGCUUGUAACCCUGUCUAUAAAGCAUACUGCUCGGAAAACUAUGGAAAUGGUAUGUGCGACAAAGGCUGUGAUAAUGAAGAAUGUCUUUGGGAUGGUCUAGACUGCGAUAAGAACAAAGAAAGUUUAGCUGUCGGAACACUGGUACUCAUCGUUCUUGUGCCUCCAGAGACAUUUCGGAAGAGUGCCACCCAAUUCAUUUGGCAACUUGGUGCACUCUUACAAACCGUGGUCCGACUCAAGCGUGGCGAGGAUGGGAAUUAUAUGAUUUAUCCAUGGUACCAAGAUGAGGAGGCAAAUAACAAGGUGAACUUAGUGAAACGGUACAUUACUCAACUGCUCCGUACAGACCAUCGACUUUCACGUAGAGCUGCAGUUGUUAGAGGGACAAAAGUGUUUGUUGAAAUUGACAAUCGGAAAUGUCAGGGCAGCACAUGCUUCCAUAACACAAGCAGGGCAGCUGAAUUCAUAGCAGAAAAAAUGCGGCAUGGUUGGAAGCCUGACUUUGAUAUCCACAAGAUUGACACUGAAGAAAGCACUCAAGAACCUAACACACCCUUCAAACUUGUCUACAUUGUGGUUUCUUGUGUCUGUGUGUUGGGCAUCAUCAUCCUGCUGGUGGUUGUCAUGUCUCGUAAGCGUACCCGAGGUGUCACCUGGUUCCCUGAAGGAUUCUUUGAAAGUAUACGAUCUGGCAAGGACACAUCGAAACACAUCCCACGCCGUAAGCCCGAUGGGGAAGAGAUGAAGAAUCUCCCAAGAGCUUGUAAUUACCCUCAGUUUGAUCCAUCUCUUCUGAAACUUGAUGCCAACGACAACAGAUCAACUCCACAAAGUACUGACCAGUGGGACAUAGAUGAUAAUGACCACCAUCAAUGUAAAAGAAUCAAGUUGGAUGAAAUUGGUGAAUCAAAUGAUGACAAUUUGGAAUUUGACCAGACAGACACACGGCAGUGGACUCAGCGACAUUUCGAUGCCGCUAACUUACCUAGUUCAAUUCUUGCCCUGACACCUCCACGGGGAGAUGAUCAGCAUGUCUCUAAUGAAGUUGAUGUCAGAGGACCCGAUGGCUUUACGCCACUCAUGUUGGCAUCGUUCCGAGGCCAAGGACUGGACACCGAUGGAGAUGAUGAAAUAUCUGGUGAAGGCGAGUCUGAAGAUAAAUCAGCUGGUAUCAUAACAAAUCUUCUCAUGCAAGGAGCUGCCAUUAAUGCCCGCACUGACCGUACAGGUGAAUCAUCUUUGCAUUUGGCUGCUCGUUAUGCCAGAGCUGAUGCAGCUAAAAUCUUGUUGGAAGCUGGAGCUGAUCCCAAUGCCCAAGAUUGUACAGGAAGGACUCCACUCCAUACUUCGGUAUCUGCUGACGCACAGGGUGUCUUCCAGAUUUUACUGAGAAACCGUUCUACAAAUUUGAAUGCCCGCAUGAACUGUGGUACAACCCCUAUGAUUCUGGCUACAAGACUGGCCAUCGAGAGAAUGGUGGAAGACCUCAUCAAUGCCGACGCUGAUAUAAAUGCUGCUGAUGAUUCAGGAAAAACUAGUCUCCAUUGGGCUGCUUCAGUAAACAACGUGGCUGCAGCAAAGGUUCUACUCCAUCAUGGCGCUAACAGAGAUGCACAGGAUAACAAGGAUGAAACUCCAUUGUUCCUCGCUGCCCGAGAAGGAGGCUAUGAAACUGCCAAAGUACUCUUGGAAUACCAUGCCAACCGAGAUAUUACAGAUCACAUGGAUAGACUACCAAAGGACAUGGCUGCUGAGAAGUUGCACCAUGACAUAGUUACUUUGCUCGAAGAGUACAUGUUGAAUACUUCGCCAACGAUGCAAGUAUCAAACAACAUUGCCCCUUCCCCACCAUCAAUGAACUUUGUGCAAUCAUCGAAACAGAAACAGCGUCCACGUAAAUCAACCAAGAACAAUCCUCAGUGCAAAGAUGUCCAGUCCACAAAGCCAAACAGUGUACCAGCACAAAAACCUCGCUCCCGCAAGAAGAAAACGCCUGAAGCAACAACCGUGAAUGGUGGCACAAAUGCUGAGAUGUUGGUUACGACUAAAUCACCACCGAAUAUGCACUCUUCCCCUGGUGGGCCUGUUGAUGUGAUGUCUCAGUUUGACCAGGGUGCUUGUCAAGGUCAAUUGGUGAUGACCUCCAAUAUGGACACAGAGCGGGACCCUGUUUAUCUAGAAAGAGCAGUUAUGCGUGCACAUUAUGCCAAACCUAACCACAGUUACGACAUGUCGCCCAACUGGUUCAAAUCUGCCCAGGUGACUAAGCAGGGACCACCACCAUUGCCGCCACCACAGCAGCAGCAGCAGCAGCAACAGCAGCAACAACCUCCACCACCACCACAGAAAGUGCCUCCACAACAAAUGCCCCCUCACCUGGUGCAGGUAGUCCCUCAGCAAACAGGUCCUGCACCAAUUCCAUGCAAUGUGCCAUCACCUGUAAAACCGAAAAGCCUGCCAACAUCACCAACACACCUGCAGGCGAUGCAGCAACAUGCACAAAUGAACAGGGCAGCACAGCACGAGAGUUGCACAUUUGGUGGCGGAGGGAAUGGUGGAGACAGCAUUGGUUUGCUCUAUCACUCGGAUACACCCCAUUGUCAAAAAGUGACCGCCCCACAUCCAAUCGCCCCUGAACAGUACCCCACCCCUCCUUCACAGCACAGUCACGUCAGCAUGGAAGCCCCCAUGCAGCACACACAGCCAGUCCCACCAGACCACUACCUAACGCCGUCGCCUGAAUCUCCUGGUCAGUGGUCAAGUUCAUCUCCUCACUCACCCCUAUCAUCUAACUCUGACUGGUCAGACGCCAGUCCAAUUCAGACCAUCAGUCAUCAUACACAUAACCGAAACACGAAACGCUUAACUGAUGCUAUUUACAUAUAAACAAUAUUAGUGGGGAGCAGUUGCUACAAUUUUAUUACUACUACUGCUAUUACUAUUACUUCUACUAUAACAGUGUGAGCAGGUGUAGUAAUAUACUAAACUGUUGUUGUUAUUACUACUACUACUACUACUAUGACAACAAAACUACUACUAAAACAGAUGUUGACUUCACGCCUUUAUGUAGAAGAAACAUUACCAUAACUGUAUGAUCAUCAUCAUCAGUAACAACAACAAAAAGAUACUUUAUUAUGAAAUCAUGUUUGUGUGGGGUGGGUUACCAGCUUCCUCUCCAUACUCGAAUAUACAUACAGCCUACCAUUCAUUUUCAUUGUUUUUUUAGAAAACAUUCACUCUUGGUGGAAACACUAAUUGUGUGUAUGUGCAUGUGUAUAUAUGUGUGUAUGUGUAUAUAUAUAUAUGUAUAUUUAUGUAUAUAUUUAUGUAUAUAUGUGUGUGUCUGUGUAUAUGUAUGUGUAUAAUCACAAAUAUAUACAUAUACACAAAGCUUGCAUCCCUUGAGUCACUUAAAAUUAUAUACACUCAUCUAUUGAGUUCUACUUCUUGUGUUUUACUACACACACAUUACUAGUGUAAUAUAUAUAUUUGUCAUAUGUAAAGUGAACAGGAUUAUAAUAUCCAGACUCAAAAAGUUUUGUACAGUCAACUGUGCAAAAGCUUUGUAGGCUUGACUGUAUUCAUCAGUAGAUUGUGAGGAGAGAAAAGAAAUUACACACACACACACAUGCAUGCAUUUAUGUAUGUAUAUACAUACAUAUACAAACAAAAUACAUUCACACACACACACACACACACACGUUUUUAAUCCUUGACUUUGAGUUCAACGGAAUAUAUAGUUUAGCUUGAGUACUUUGAAAAGGAUGCUCAAGGGCUUUGGUGAACUCAUAAUUAAGGAUUUAAAAUUUUGCUUUGAGUACUUUAUUCUAAGUGGCCUGACAGCGUUCCUUUGAAUCGGUCAUCUUGAUGAAUAUAAGUCUUGUGUGUGUUUUGUUUAAAUAUUGGUUGAAAUGGGUCCCAAAGACAAUAGAGCAGUAGCUGUCUCAAGGCUUCUCUGUACCUUCAUGGAUCAUUCAUAUGAGUGUACAAUGACCUUUCUUAAUGUACAGAAUCUUCAAGCAUUUGUGCAAAGGUGUUUUUAUAUGUUAAUAUAUAUAGUGUGUAUGUACACAAAUUAAGGUUUUCCAAAGAAUUUUUCACAUGGUGUUUACACUUGGCUGCUCUUCCUAUCACCCACCAUUUUACAGCAUGGACUGGAACCAUUUUAAUGUAGCAGCUGGUGCUAUAGUGUUUGUCUCUGACUGGGCUAAAGAGCCCCCUACCUCCACUAACAAGCUAAAUUACAGAGUAGCAAAGAAGGACUAAGUGAGGAAAAAUUCUUAGGGGCACACUCUGCAAGAAAACUAAAAGUUAAGGCCAGUGCUAACAUGCUUAAUGUUGUGUGCCAAGAAAUUUAAAAUCACAUCUUUAAUGAGGGGAAAGGAUCAUUAGCUUAAUGAACAGUUCUAAUCAAGAAAGACAUGGGAAAUAACCAUAGAAUUUUAAUUAAUUAAAAAUAGAAUUCAGGUAACAACAUCAUCUACUAUUCAUCUCUGUCUCAGCGCUGACUCUAGAUAAACCCCACCACCAUCACAGAAGGAGAAAGAAGAGAUUGAAACCUUGCUUCUUAAGACUGAAGAAUUUUGUUAUUAUUCUAAGACCUACAAUCAAACUGUGUGAUUUAAUUUUUUCCAGUUACAAUGUAUUUAGGACCACAUAUCUACUGCAUCGUUCCAUUUAUAAUGUGUAUAGUUUACCUGGUUGUUGUCGUGUAGCUUCUGGUCAGUCCUGGUCCAACAGAUUUAUGAUCAAAGAUAUUCCAGCCAUGACCAUCCCAACUUAUAUUUAGACAAAGUGUAUCGAGAGCCACAUUAUCUGAAUAAAUUUUAAUUUUUCUGUUUUAAAGACUUCAGUAUAGUGUUUUGAUUAAAAAAAAAAUAUUAGGCUGCUAUUUCUAGCAGGUUAUGGACCAUGAAAGAGAGUGGGAUGGUCAGUCUUGCAUUGGCUUUGUUUUGGGGAGUGGAAGAGAAAAAGCAGAGGGUUUGCUAGGUUUACUUUUAUAUUUAUUUUUAAUUUUCAAAAAAUGGUUAUUUAUUAAAUAUUCAAUGGUGGUGGGCAGGGAAUUGUUUGACAGGAAUAUGACGAGUUUCUUUGGAAUAUUAUUCAACAGUGUCUUUGAAUAUUUAUUAUUUUCCUUUAUUUUAAUUAUUCUUUUUUAAACACUUGAUCUAGUUAAUUAAUGAACAAUGUUCAUUAGUUAAUUAAUUGGACCCAUUGAAUUAUUAAACAAAAAAAUAUUUUUUAAUUAAGAAAAAAAUAACAGUGAACCUAAAUUUUUUUUUAAUAAAUUAAAAGCCUAAUUUUUAUUAUUCACACAAAUUGUUAGUCGCUCAAAUCUUAAUUAGAAGUGGUGGUGGCAGUGAGUAUACUGGUAGUGGUGACAGUGUAGGCUUUCUAAAGUUCAACUUCUUUUUAAAAAUACCAAAUUCACUUUUUUGAUUUUAGCUUAGAAUUUCAACUAAAUUUCAUGAAAAUCUUAUCAAAUUUUUAUCACAUUUUUUCACCCCACUACACCCAGAAACUAGCCUUAUUUGUGCUUACAAAGCAGAACAUUCAGAGUUGCCUUUUAUAGAAAUAAUUAGUAGAACAAGUCAGUGACUUGCCUUAUGUGGAGACGAUCAGGAGCAUAUUCAGUGACUUGCCUUAUAUGGGAGUAACUGUAGCAUAAACUUGCCUUAUAUGGAAAUAACUGGAACACUGACUUGCCUUAUAUGGCAUUAAUUGAUAGAACACUGAAAGACUUGCCUUAUAUGGAUCUGGUGGAACAUGCAGUGCCUUGCAUUAUAUGACAGAGACCCAUUCAGUGCCUUGACAUAGACAGAAGUUAGAACAUUCAAUGCUUUAUCUUAUAUGGCAACAGUUAGUAGCGCAUUCAGUGCCUUGUCUUAUAUGGCCAUGAUAGAAGGAGUAUUUGGGGAGCUGUACUACACAGCUGUAAGUGUAACAGAACAUUACCGAUGUAUUUCUAAGACUCAACCUUAAAAGGCAGUCAUUGAUGUUCAGGGACUGAUGCUAAACGCCUUAAUACAGAACCAUUUCAAUUGUCUUUAUGCAUCAGAUUCCAUCAUUUGGACUUUUCGGUUUUAGAACCACAGAUUUUAAAAUCAAAGGUCAAACAUCAGAUCAUUUAAACUGACACACACACACACACACACACACAAAAUCAAAACACAAAAGACAUAUCUCAAAACAAUUUAAAACAAACUCUAAUACACCACCUCCAAAGAUAUCUUAGAGUACCCUCUUAAAACUAAUUUAGGUCAGACUCUCAUUGCGAAGACACCUAUGAUCAAAAGCAGUCCAGCUGUGACUAUUACCACCCCUCUUUUAUUUGUAUUCUUUGGUAGACUUGGCAUACAUCUAGAACCACAUUAUCUAAUAUGUCCUGUUAUGUUCUUAAGAUUGUGGUGUGUGUGAUUUGAGGGAAGUUUGACUGUUAUUUCUACAACUGCGUAGAUCCUUCAUUGUUGUUUCUUUGUCUGAUGUUCUUAACCAUUUUGUUAGCAUAUCUUCCCUUUCAAUUAAUUUUGUAAAUAAUGAAGAGUUUAGUAAAACAAAAAAAUAAAUAAAUAAAAUAACACAGUCAUUAAUUAAACUGGUGUUUGGAAAAUAAAUUAACAUUGAAUUUUGAUGGAAGGUUUCAGUUUAGAUAAUUUUAAAACAAGUUUGUAUUGUAGAAGCAGGGAAGAGUCUCAGACAGAUUAGUAUUGAAUAGGUUAUAUCCCAAGGUUCAGUUUUUGGGUUGGGAGGAUUCCUAAUUGCUCCUUUCUCAAUCUGUUUGAAAGCUGUACAUUUUAAAGUCAAUAUUGUCACUCAAAAAUCUGUACAUGCAGAAUUUAAGGGUCUAUCAUUAUAAUUGAUUUUUUAUUAAUUUUUAAGGUGGUGAGCUGGCAGACUCGUAAGCACAUUGGACGAAAUGCUUAACUGCAUUUCUUCUGAUUUUUUAUGUUCUGAGUUCAAAUCCUGGGUCGAUAAAAUAAGGUACCAGUCAAAUACUGGGGGUCAAUGUAAUCGAUUUAUCCCCUUCCUUUAAAAUUUCAGGCUAUGUGCCAAAAUUUAAAGCCAUUAUCAUUAUUUUUUGUUGGUCAUUAAAAAAAAGAACACACAAGUCUUCUUAUUCAUUAAUCAUUAAGGAAAAAAAAAACAAACAAAAA
Messenger RNA from Octopus bimaculoides (California two-spot octopus), 12509 nucleotides. RefSeq lists its product as uncharacterized. The record is from RefSeq and is a predicted model, not a curated record. Gene Ontology annotation, biological process: cell differentiation; multicellular organism development; Notch signaling pathway. NCBI's taxonomy places the organism in Eukaryota, Metazoa, Mollusca, Cephalopoda, Octopoda, Octopodidae. Gene Ontology annotation, molecular function: protein binding; calcium ion binding. Gene Ontology annotation, cellular component: cell surface; signaling receptor complex; plasma membrane.